AAUGAUGGUUCGGGGAGCUCCAAAACAAGCAUGGAGGAAAGGUCCAUGGACUCAUGAAGAAGAUAAGCUCUUAGCUGAAUAUGUUACCUUCCAUGGAGAAGGAAGAUGGAGCUCAGUAGCUAGGUCUACAGGCUUGAAUAGGAGUGGGAAGAGUUGCAGGCUUAGGUGGGUGAAUUAUUUAAGGCCAGGUCUUAAAAGAGGUCAUAUAACACCUCAAGAGGAAGGGAUCAUGGUUGAAUUGCAUGCCCUUUGGGGUAACAAGUGGUCUACAAUUGCUAAAUACUUGCCAGGGAGAACAGAUAAUGAGAUAAAGAACUAUUGGAGAACCCAUUUUAUGAAGAAGGAAAGGUCAGCUCAAAGGCAACAAAAAAGAAAAGCUCUAAAGCUGAAACAACAGCCACCACAGCCGAAUAAAGAGGAGACGGCAGCAGUGGGAGAUGGUGGCGGAGCGACGGAUCACGAGGGACGAAUGUGUGAAGAGGCUGCUACUUUGUUAGAUGAGUAUUUGAUGAAUGAAGGGUUAUGGUGGAACCAGCAGCAGCAGGCUAAUAAUAUUGCCAUGCAAAUGCAACAAGUAGCUUGUAAUUGUUAUGGAGGGGGUGUAAUUAGUAAUGGUGGGUGCAUUUUCUAAGAAUACUGUUGGGGAUUGAAUUUCCCAAUUAAGAUGAGUAUAAUAUGUGUAUGCAUGCAUGUAUGGACUGUUUAUAGUAAUGAUAAUAAAGAUGGGAUGUCAA
Gossypium raimondii (Peruvian cotton) is the source of this 734-nucleotide messenger RNA. Its product is annotated as MYB-like transcription factor EOBI. The record is from RefSeq and is a predicted model, not a curated record. The transcript has 3 exons. Gene Ontology annotation, molecular function: sequence-specific DNA binding; DNA-binding transcription factor activity. Gene Ontology annotation, biological process: regulation of DNA-templated transcription. Gene Ontology annotation, cellular component: nucleus. NCBI's taxonomy places the organism in Eukaryota, Viridiplantae, Streptophyta, Magnoliopsida, Malvales, Malvaceae. Bases 2 to 631 code for a protein of 209 amino acids.